Messenger RNA from Monopterus albus (swamp eel), 1247 nucleotides. RefSeq names its product dysbindin-A-like. Bases 215 to 1012 code for a protein of 265 amino acids. The transcript has 9 exons. The record is from RefSeq and is a predicted model, not a curated record. Gene Ontology annotation, cellular component: cytoplasm; synaptic vesicle membrane; BLOC-1 complex. Gene Ontology annotation, biological process: regulation of synaptic vesicle exocytosis; platelet dense granule organization; neuron projection development. NCBI's taxonomy places the organism in Eukaryota, Metazoa, Chordata, Actinopteri, Synbranchiformes, Synbranchidae.
UAAUCGGAAUCAGAAUCAGAAGCAGGAUGUUUAAGUGGCAAAACCAUUACUGAGAAGAAUCAUAACUGAGUGGGGUUAUUUAGGUGUGGUGGUAGGUAGGGGUCGUUCUGAUCCACACUCUGGUCUGGAAAGUGACGGUAAUGUACCUAAAGCUGGUUGCCAACCGCCAUUAAAGAACAGCUGAAAAAGAAGAAGAAGAAGAAGACGGAGAAUCAUGUUUGACAACUUCAGAGAGAGACUUCAUAUGGUUCAGAAGGAUUUCACAGUGGGUUUCAAGACCCUUGGAGACAAAUCAAGAGACACCAAAAUCAGGAGACCUAGGUCUGAAGAAACCCGUCCUCAUUUCAGUGCUGGACUGGAAAUCCUCAGCAGGUAUGAGGAGAAUUGGUUUCUGCUCCAUAAAAGAACUAAAGACUGUGCUCAGGCUGCAGAGACAGUAGAUGGGGACCUAGUGAUGCUCUCAGCACACUGGGAGAGAAGAAGAACGGCUCUCACACAGCUACAUGAGCAGCUGCAAAGUUUGCCGGCCUUUAUUAGUGAACUUGAUGCCAUCACUGCUAAUGUAGCUCAUUUGGAAGGUGACUUUGCAGAGAUGGAGAGCAGACUGAUAUACCUGGAGACUCUGUGUCAUCAGUGUGAACAGCAGACAUUCAAACAACAUCAUAUCAACCAACUGCAAGUUUAUAAGAAAAAGAAGAGGAGGGAGGUGGAAGCGCUGGAAGUGGAACUGAAUUGUGAGCAUGUGCAGAAGGUGGCAGAGCUGGAUCAGGCCAUGCAGGAAAAACUUAGGGAACGACAAAAAGUCUAUGAAGAAGCCUUUAACCAAGACAUGAAGCAAUACCUGUCCACGGGAUACCUACAGCAUAGAGAGCCAAUAGGAGCUGAUAUGUGUGUUCUGGAUCAGAUGACAUUAGCUCAUAUAUCAGACCAGGAGGCUCUGGAUGACUUCCUCAACUCCACUGGCGAUGACAUCAGUAAUGGAUCUUCACUAACCUCAGGUAACUUGAAUUAAGUUACUUUACACCUAAAGAAAGACAUACAGUAGUUGACCAUCUAUUGUGGGAGGAUCAAUUAGUGCAAUACAAAGAGCAGGUUGAUGCCUCUGCAGUUACUCCUGGGUUGGGAAAAUCACAUCUACUGUAUGGUCUCUGGAUAGGAUUGAAAAAUUGACAAUCCAGUUUAAUAUUAAAAUCACCCCAUGUCCCCUGGAGAAAUGAAUAGAUGUAUAGCUGAUCUAUCUCAUGUGA